AUGCCUCCAAAAAGAAAACACACGGACGAUGCCCCUGACGACUCCAAACACUACGCCUAUCUCAAACCUCACGUCCGUCGCGUCCCAGAGAAGACCAUCAAGUCGAAAUGGGCCCCUCUACCGGAACCCGUCCAGGAAAAGGUCAAGGCCAUGUUCCACUCCCUCGAGCGACCGGUGAUAAUGCGGAAUCAAAAUGAGCGCAAGCGCAUUGAGGCGCAGGGCGCCGUGCAAGCGGUCGUGCGAAAUUUAGGCAAACGACUCCCCCGAAUGCCGUUUCCGCCUAUAACGAAGGAAUCCAACUUCGACUACGAAUCUGCGCUGAAUGAGCACCGCUCCCUCGAGGGCCAAUUGGCCACGAUGAAUGAUAGUGUCGAUCUACUUAAAGCCGAGAUUGCGAAAGAAGAAGCGCUCCUUGCUGCUGAAACAAAGUCGCUUCAGGAAAUGGACAAGAAUGCCAAACGGGCCGAGGCUGAAAGGAAACGACAGUCUAAGAAUGAACACCCCGUGCUCCGACAGUUAGAUGCACUUCCUCAAACCGAGGGUUUUGGAUCCUCGGAGUUCACGCUUCUUGGCGCAAAAGAUAGCCAAGUGACACUGGAUGAGUUGGACACUGACCCCGAAGUCCAAGGACUGAUGAAACAACUGCAUGGCCAUCUUCAAUCUAUCCAAAACAAUACCGCCCCAUUCGCCGGACUCGGGGAUGCCAUCACUCGAUCACAAGCUGCCUUGGAUCUAUACUCGAUGCCUAACGACUGA
Molecule: messenger RNA, 756 nt
Organism: Penicillium concentricum
Lineage: Eukaryota; Fungi; Ascomycota; Eurotiomycetes; Eurotiales; Aspergillaceae
Exons: 5
Coding region: 1-756 (251 amino acids)
Source: RefSeq, a predicted model, not a curated record